GCUGGUGGACCACCGUCCUCAUGCGGGACCUCUUCAAGGAGUCAAGCCUGGAAAAAGUUUCCGUGACGGGUGCCCUCGAGUUCGUGGUGGAGCACCUCCACUGCAGCCGCGGUGCGCUGUCUCGCCACCUGCUGGCCGUGCGGGGCUUUGUGUACCAAGAGUACACGAGGGAAUGCAACCGCGAGGCGGAGGCGGCGGCCGCCGCCAAGCUCGGCCCCGACGAGCGGCCGGCACAAAUCGCGCGGGCAAAGGCCCGGGCUGCGAAGGCUGCGGCCAAGGCCCGCGAG
Messenger RNA from Symbiodinium sp. CCMP2592, 287 nucleotides. The record is from the annotation of a GenBank genome assembly. Lineage: Eukaryota; Dinophyceae; Suessiales; Symbiodiniaceae.